Messenger RNA from Cylindrotheca closterium, 589 nucleotides. The record is from the annotation of a GenBank genome assembly. Lineage: Eukaryota; Bacillariophyta; Bacillariophyceae; Bacillariales; Bacillariaceae.
AUGAAGGAUAGCAUCAUCAACCCGCCGGAGAAGGACCCGAAUUCGAUCAUGACUGUAGCUGACCAAGGUCAGGGAGGUCUCGAGGAACAAACCCGAUCAAAUUCGACCACUCAGUCGUCGAUUGCUCUGACAAAAGACAAUCCUGCCAUCACGACUCCCAAGCGCAUCAGUAAGCGAAACCCUUCAAAAACCGCCGAGGAUGGCGCGAUGAACGGUCGCUCGCUCCUCCCAUCUGAAGUUGCCCAAGGUCAGGUUGGCCUCACGGCCAAAGCUCGAUCGCACACCAGUCCCUCGUUGAUCGAUCUCACCAAGGAUAAUCCUGAUCCCACUAUUACCAAGAGUCAACGCAAGCAACCCCUCCCUUCCAAAACCGCCGAGGAUGGCGCAGUGCAAGGACGGCCGCUCGUUGCCUUCAACAAGAACCUCAAGAUGUCCAAGUUCCACAGGCUCUACAAGAAGGCAUGGAGGAAAGAGGUUUUCGGAAACCAGGCAUUUAUUACUUGGUCUUCCCGCACGGCGGAAUACUCUGGUCGGGCAAUCUCCAAAUGCCCUGGCUGGUGGGCCGACGUCAACAUGGAUCCAUCUUCCG